CAAGGAUUCAACGGUCCAGAUCAAACGUUCCGUAUGGCUACUCUGAAGAACGAAGAACCUCCUCUAUUGUUCUCUCUCUCAUCUCCUCGUUCCUCAAUCCCGAAACUAAUUUUUUAGUUUUGUUUAUCGAAGGAAAAUUUUCUUCUAAUUUCUGGCAAAGAUGAAGGUAUUGAUCGGAGAAGGAGUAGAGUUUGAAGGUGAGAGAGAAAUCGAAGAAAUUGAAGGAAUCGCUAUUGAUGAUACUGAAGAAAUUGACGGGGAAGUUGAAGUCGAAGAAGACGACGGUGAAGACGACGACGGGGAUGAGGAGGACGAUGAAGAUGAUGAUGAUGACGUGCAGGAGGUUUUCCAGACCUCAGACGGCGGUCCACCGGCGCAGCCGGUAGAAGACGACGAAGACGAUGAAGACGAUGAGGAAGAGGAUGAAGACGACGACGGUGAUGAUGACGGUGAAGAUAGCGACGACGACGACGAUGACGAAGACGGUGAAGAUGACGAGGAGGAUGCACCAACAGAGUACUUGGUUCGACCGGUGGCUAACCCUGAAGAUGAGGAGGAAGCUAGUGAUUUUGAGCCAGAAGAGAACGGUGCUGAUGAGGAUGCUGAAUCCGAAGAAGAGGAUGAAGAUGACGAUGAUGGUGGAAAGAUUGAAGCCCCACCCAAGAGGAAGAGAUCCAAUAAAGAUGACUCAGAUGAUGACGAUGACGAUGGUGGUGAUGAUGAUCAGAGACCGUCCAAGAGAUAGUGGCUCGAGCCCAUUUCCUGGACUUGAAUCGUGACCCAAAAACAUAGGUCAGUCUCUUUCUUUCUCUAGCAUUACAUGUUGUCUACAUAAAUUCUAAACUACCAACAAGUUACAGAUAGAAGGACCAGUGUUCUUUACCCUUCAUGUAAUUUUAAUGGUGCUUUUGGAUGAUAGUAUGGCAAUGCAUUAUCGUUAGGUUGAUAAAUAAGCUACUAAAAUCUAGGUCCUUUAUAAGGUUGAAGAUUUAGAACUUCUGAUUCAUAGUCUCAAUAUCUAGGUUUAAUUUUUUGUAUUUGAUCUGUACUCUUGGAUAAUUUCUGUUGCUUUCUUUACCUUUAACUGUUGUAUUAUUGAUUGUUCAUUGGCUUCUCUUUUCGUGUUC
Cynara cardunculus var. scolymus (artichoke) is the source of this 1127-nucleotide messenger RNA. Its product is annotated as prostatic spermine-binding protein-like. The transcript has 2 exons. The record is from RefSeq and is a predicted model, not a curated record. The coding region runs from base 161 to 745 and encodes 194 amino acids. NCBI's taxonomy places the organism in Eukaryota, Viridiplantae, Streptophyta, Magnoliopsida, Asterales, Asteraceae.